UAUCCCCACUGGCACCCGUACCUCUAGAAAGGUAGCAAGAUGGCUGCGGAGCCGAACAAGACAGAAAUUCUGACCAUUUUUAAAAGACUACGGUCUAUUCCAACUAACAAGGCGUGCUUUGACUGUGCUGCCAAGAACCCCAGCUGGGCCAGUAUACCAUAUGGAGUGUUUCUGUGCAUCGACUGCUCUGGCAUUCAUCGCUCUCUAGGAGUGCACCUCAGCUUUAUCAGAUCCACUGAGCUGGACUCCAACUGGAGCUGGUUUCAGCUGAGAUGUAUGCAGGUCGGAGGAAACGGCAACGCGACGGCCUUCUUCCGCCAGCAUGGCUGCUCCACCAAUGACACGACCGCCAAGUACAACAGCCGCGCGGCACAGAUGUACCGAGAGAAGAUCCGACAGCAAGCCAACACGGCGCUGUCUAAAUAUGGGUCUGACCUGUGGAUUGACCCAUCCAGUGUGAGCAGCCAGCCUGCAGCCCCAGAGAAGAGACAGACAGACUUCUUUGCUGAGCAUACUCAGCCUUCAAACAGCUGGGACGUGACAGCUCCUUCCCUGACAGAACACAAUGGAACCCUCACUCAACUAUUGGAGGACACACCCAAAGCCCCCCACACCGCCAGCACUCAGCUGGAGGAAGGACCAAGCAUUGAGGGACUGAGCACUGAGCAGUCUCCCAAAGUCGCUAUAGAUGUGAAGCAAUCCAUCAUUGGGAAAAAGAAGCCCAGCACUACUAAGAAAGGGCUGGGUGCUAAGAAGGGCCUGGGGGCCCAGAAGGUGAGCAGUAAGAGCUUCUCGGAGGUGGAGAAACAGGCCCAGGUAGCUGAGAAGCUGAGAGAGGAGCAAGCAGCUGAUGCUAAGAAACAGGCAGAGGAGUCCAUUGUGGCCUCCAUGCGCCUGGCCUACAAGGAGCUGGAGAUUGACAGGAAGAUGGACAACAAGAAGAUGCAGAACAUGGAGGGUAAGAAGAGAGAGCAGGCUGAGAGACUGGGCAUGGGCUUCGGCAACCGCAGCACCAUAUCUCACUCAGUGAUGUCAGAGAUGCAGGUGAUUGAGCAGGAGACGCCCUUGGGGGCCAAGUCCUCGCCUCGCUCCAAACUGGACAUGUUGGAUGAGCCGGGCUUCUCCUCCGGACCCCCUAAGUACAAGGACAACCCGUUCACGGCGGGCGACGGCUUCGGCUCGCGGUGGGACUCUGAUGGGGGCGUGGCCUCUUUCACCUCCUCCUGGGCCCUGGAGAAGGAGGAGCCUAAAGAGGAGGUGACCAUAUCCAGCAUCCAGCCUAUCGGAGAACGGCCCAGUCGGCGGAAGGCGGAGGUGGCGGCGCCCGUGUCCGAGUCGAGCGAGGCCCGGCAGAAGUUUUCCAACGCCAAGGCCAUCUCUUCCGACAUGUUCUUCGGCCGUGAGAACUACGGCGAGUAUGAGGCCAAGACACGUCUGGAGGGCCUGUCUGGCAACACGUCCAUCAGCUCUGCUGACCUGUUUGGGGACGGGAGUGACCGUGACACAGGGGCAGCAGGUUAUGAGAGUGUGCUGCCGACGGGGCCAGACAUUGCUCAGUUCAAACAGGGGGUGAAGACUGUGGCGGGCAAGAUGGCCGUGCUGGCCAACGGCGUCAUGAACACCAUACAGGAUCGCUAUGGCGCUUACUGAAGAGACCAGGACGACCAACACCCAGCUGCAGGGGGAGAGGGAGCCAUGACGUCAUACUGACAGAGAGUGGAGGGGGGGGACAGAGCAAAUCACUACUGACUGGUAUCUAGUGAGAGAAGGGAAGAGAGAUUGCAUGAAUGGAGGGGGACCCUACACCCCCCCCCAACCCCGUUUCUGUCCAUCCACUUUACAGAGAGUGAGACAAAGUUUUAUUUUCAGCGAAGAAAGCUCUGGAAGGUGUAAAGUAUUUUUUUUCCUGUUCUAACUAGUCUUGUUUUCUAUACUGUUUUGGUCUCUGAUUUCAACAAAUAUUAAUGAUAUAAAGUAUUCUCUAAGAAUGAUAUGAUAACCAA
Messenger RNA from Salvelinus namaycush (lake trout), 2003 nucleotides. RefSeq names its product ADP-ribosylation factor GTPase-activating protein 2-like. The record is from RefSeq and is a predicted model, not a curated record. Gene Ontology annotation, biological process: COPI coating of Golgi vesicle. The transcript is spliced from 15 exons. Gene Ontology annotation, molecular function: GTPase activator activity. NCBI's taxonomy places the organism in Eukaryota, Metazoa, Chordata, Actinopteri, Salmoniformes, Salmonidae. Bases 40 to 1650 code for a protein of 536 amino acids.